Messenger RNA from Aspergillus mulundensis, 3018 nucleotides. Its product is annotated as putative C2H2 finger domain protein. Bases 1 to 3018 code for a protein of 1005 amino acids. The record is from RefSeq and is a predicted model, not a curated record. Gene Ontology annotation, biological process: DNA-templated transcription; regulation of transcription by RNA polymerase II. Gene Ontology annotation, cellular component: chromatin. The transcript has 2 exons. NCBI's taxonomy places the organism in Eukaryota, Fungi, Ascomycota, Eurotiomycetes, Eurotiales, Aspergillaceae. Gene Ontology annotation, molecular function: RNA polymerase II cis-regulatory region sequence-specific DNA binding; DNA-binding transcription factor activity, RNA polymerase II-specific; zinc ion binding.
AUGACCUUUGCGGUUACGCCUAUGGCUUCUCUGGACCGGGGCGCACGACAAGACACAGAGGUGGGAUCCGAGAGCCCGGACGUCCAUGAGGCCACUGCCCCUCCGCGCAAGAGGAAGAGGACCCGCAAGGUCCAGGUGGACCGUAAAUACGACUGCUCAUACGAGGGGUGCGGCAAAAGCUAUUCGCGCGCAGAGCAUCUGUACCGCCAUCAACUGAACCACGCCCCCAAACAAAUCUACCGGUGCGACUUCCCCGAGUGCUAUCGCUCCUUCGUGCGACAGGACCUCUGCGUUCGUCAUCGCGAACGUCACACCACGCAGGGCUCGCAGCUGCAGAAACGUGACCACUUUGCGCAAGCCGCCUCUACGAGCACCGGCGGGAUUGCAAAGUCUCAGAACCUCCAAACCGCGCCACAGAUACCUCACAGUGCUCCUCCUGUUCUUUCGCCGCCGGACUCGAAGCGAGGCUCUACUGGUCCAGAUCAGCCCAUUACUGCAGUGAGCGUUCCUGUCUCUUCUCCUGCUUCUGCCGGGUUCAAUCGGUUCCACUACCAGCCCGUUGCUCAACAGCAUACCCAGCCAGCCGACUCUUCCUUCCCUCAGUCUCACGACUUACCUAACACCCCUACUACGUCUCAUGCAUUUAAUUCCCCGCCACUGCAGCGUUCGUUGCACGUCGGUCUCACCGCUGCCCGCCAUGCUGCGAAUGGCUCGCCCACCACUGAGCUGGGCCCUUCACGCCCGGGCCUUUUGGACGAGUCUACGCUCGUAUCCAGUAGGCCACAAGACCUUGGGACCGGUUACACUGUCCCGACUGAUUUUGGAGGGUCCUUGGUUAGCCCGUCUGCCUAUACAUCUCAAGCGGGCUUGCACAUUCCUGUCGAUGGAUACUCCGAUAUCAGCAUGGCACCGGUAACCUCGUCAGCAUCUGCCCCGCUCGACCCAGCAAACGGGCUUGCUCUUGACUCGAUGUCAGGGAUGACAGUAGGGGAUAUGCAAUUCGAUGGGAUGAAUUCUUCUGUAUAUCCGGUUUUCGGUGGCGAGGGCAAUCGAUCACCAUUCCAUAUGGCCGACGAUUUCACAGCGUGGCUGUUCAACGAGCCGGCGCCUGGGUCAUCGAUGGCUUCAUCGACGAGUAUGGUACCCGGACUCAUGGACGCGCAGGUGCAGAACCAAUUUCUGAUGAGUGAUCCUGCGUACGGAAGCUUUCUCAACACCGUCAUCCCUGCCCACCCGAUGAGUGUGACCAGUAUCCUCGACCCUGGCUCGCCACGGGCCAUCAUGUCCGAGGAGAAGCGCCAGGAAUUGCUUGAUCUCAUGUCCACCCGCUUUAACGAGGCCGCAUACUCUGCAGUCGCUAAGCGCAAAGAUGCUCUAAUGGAUGGUGACAUGGACGAAGACAGCCACGUUCUUAGCUUGUCCAAAAUGCAGACCUACAUUGGGUCUUACUGGUAUCACUUUCAUGCCCAGUUGCCGAUUCUACACCGGCCGACAUUUGUAGCUGAUAAAGCACCGAACCUGCUAUUGCUGGCCGUCGUUGCAAUCGGCGCAGCAACGCUGGACAGUAUCCAUGGGCAGGAGGUCACUGAGGCCGCGUCAGAGCUAGCCGACUUCAUCAUGUGGCAUCUGCGAUGGGAGAUUUUCAUGGAAGGAGAUUUUCGACCACCGGCAAAACUGUGGAUCUUCCAGGCGCUGCUGCUCCUGGAAGUUUAUGAGAAGAUGUACUCUACCCGUGCGCUCCACGAGCGAGCGCACAUUCACCAUGACACAACCUUGACGUUGAUGCGGCGCGGUAGCUCUCUGAUCGGCCGCCACUCGUUUGACUCCCCGGCUAGUUUGAGAGAUGACCGGCAGGCCCGGUCGACUCCAGGCUCGACAAUGACACCGGACUUUGCGGCUGAUGAGUCAUGGACACACUGGAUCAAGACCGAAGCUACCCGGCGAGUGGCCUUUGCAGCCUUUGUCCUCGACUCGACCCACGCCACGAUGUUCGGACACUCUGCAAAGAUGGUCGCGCAUGAGCUGCGUCUGCCACUGCCGUGCGACGAGGCCUUGUGGUCUGCUACUAGUGCAACGGAAGUGGCUCGGGUGCAGGCAAGUCUGCAGGCCAACGGAGUCAGGCCAGUUAUGUUCCUUGACGGGCUCAAGCGGACACUCAAUGGACAAAAGGUGCGAACAAAUGCGUUUGGGAGGACCAUUCUUAUGUCUGGCCUUCUCAGCGUGGGCUGGCAUAUGAAUCAACGUGACCUGCAAGUCAGCUCUCUCGGAGUUGCACAUGCCCUAGGAGGCCGGGACAAGUGGAGGUCUGCUCUGCUCCGUGCGUUUGACAACUGGCGGCGCGACUUUGACGAGGCGCUACAGCCAGGCAUGGCCUCAUAUUCCAACGGGUAUCGCGGCCGGUACGCGCUGGAUGACGACAACGUUUUUGAGUCCCGCGAUGUAAUGCACGGGUUAGCCCACAUGGCAUCGCACGUGGACGUCGUCGAUUGCCAGAUCUUUGCUGGUGCUCGCCGGCUAAUGGGUCGUGCCAUCACCCUGCGUGACUACAAUGCUGCCCGCGAGAAGAUGGUCGAACGCUGGGCAACCAAGGCAUCCGCCCGCGACGCUACUUUUUACGCACUAAAGUUCCUCGCCGAGUGCCUUCUGGAUCAGCAUGGGACACAAGAUGAGGGAGAGCUGUAUUGUGGCCGCGAGGAUUACCUUCUCAACCGUCCAUGGGUAAUUUACGUGGCUGCCCUGGUCGUCUGGUGCUACGGAUACGCGUUGGAGGGGCCGAUCACAGGCGCUCCUCAGCUCUUGACGGUCGCAGAGCAGAGACAAGACAUGCAGUCAUUUCUGCGUCGGGUGGGAGGCUGUCGCGAGCCGAGCGACCUUGAAAUCAUAAAAGGGCGCAACCGGUGUCUCGGGCUGCUCAUGAUCCUGCGAGAUGGAUUUUCCAACGCCCGAUGGGAGUUGUUGGCUGAAGCUGCAAACCUGUUGGGCAGUUGCAUUGACAAGCUGAGGGGCGUCUCGCAAUGA